Messenger RNA from Rhodamnia argentea, 2203 nucleotides. Its product is annotated as importin subunit alpha-2-like. The record is from RefSeq and is a predicted model, not a curated record. Gene Ontology annotation, molecular function: nuclear import signal receptor activity; protein binding. NCBI's taxonomy places the organism in Eukaryota, Viridiplantae, Streptophyta, Magnoliopsida, Myrtales, Myrtaceae. Gene Ontology annotation, cellular component: nucleus; cytoplasm. The transcript has 10 exons. The coding region runs from base 167 to 1741 and encodes 524 amino acids. Gene Ontology annotation, biological process: NLS-bearing protein import into nucleus.
UCAAUUAUUUGAAUCCCUUUACUCGCUCUCCCUCUCCCUCUCCCAACCCUGCGCAAGCAUAACCAGUGAAGAGUCGCGCGGCUAUUCAACAUCGCCACGUAGACGACGUCGACAGCGGCGCUCUCGCUUCGAAUUUCUUCCGACCCUCGAUUUUGUUUCACUAGCCAUGUCGCUGAGACCUAGCGCGAGGGCAGAGGUUCGCCGGAACCGCUACAAGGUUGCGGUGGACGCCGACGAGGGGCGGCGGCGCAGGGAGGACAACCUGGUGGAGAUCCGCAAGAGCAAGCGCGAGGAGAGCUUGCUUAAGAAGCGCCGCGAGGGGUUGCAGUUGGCUACCCCUCUCCAAUCGACUAACGCGGAGAAGUUGGAGAGUCUUCCUUUGAUGGUAGCCAAAGUUUGGUCUGAGGAUUCUGCAUCGCAACUGGAAGCAACUACACAGUUCCGAAAGCUUCUUUCCAUAGAGAGAAGUCCUCCAAUUGAGGAAGUUAUACAAUCCGGUGUAGUUCCUCGCUUUGUCGAGUUUCUGCUUAGGGAAGAUUUCCCACAGCUUCAGUUUGAAGCUGCAUGGGCUCUCACAAAUGUCGCAUCAGGAACCUCAGAGAACACCAAGGUCGUGAUUGAUCAUGGGGCAGUUCCUAUCUUUGUGAAGCUGCUUGCCUCACCUAGUGAUGAUGUCCGUGAACAGGCUGUGUGGGCAUUGGGAAAUGUUGCUGGCGACUCGCCCAAAUGCCGUGAUUUAGUCUUGGGUCAUGGAGCAUUGAUGCAUUUACUGGCUCAAUUAAAUGAAAAUGCAAAGCUGUCAAUGCUGAGAAAUGCCACAUGGACUUUAUCGAAUUUCUGCAGAGGCAAGCCACAGCCUCCAUUCGAGCUGGUUAAGCCAGCGCUCCCAUCUUUGGAGCGUCUCAUUCAUUCGAAUGAUGAAGAAGUUCUGACAGAUGCCUGUUGGGCGCUUUCUUAUCUUUCUGACGGUACAAAUGACAAAAUUCAAGCUGUUAUUGAAGCAGGUGUCUGCCCUCGGCUAGUUGAGCUUCUGCUUCAUCCUUCUCCUUCAGUGCUGAUUCCUGCCCUUCGUACAGUUGGAAACAUUGUCACUGGAGAUGAUGUCCAAACUCAGUUCAUUAUUAAUAAUGGUGCGCUUCCCUGCCUUCUGAGUCUGUUGGCCCACAAUCACAAAAAGAGCAUCAAGAAAGAAGCAUGCUGGACAAUCUCAAAUGUCACAGCUGGAAAUAGCGGGCAGAUACAGGCUGUCAUAGAAGCUGGUCUUAUUGACCCUCUCCUCAAUCUGCUUCAAAACGCUGAGUUUGAUAUAAAGAAAGAGGCGGCUUGGGCAGUAUCAAAUUCUACAUCUGGCGGUUCCCAUGACCAAAUCAAGUAUUUAGUGAGUCAAGGAUGUAUCAAGCCCCUAUGUGAUCUGCUUGUGUGCCCUGAUCCAAGGAUUGUAACCGUCUGCUUAGAAGGACUAGAGAAUAUUCUGAAGGUUGGGCAAGCAGAGAAGGAACAGGGCAAUACUGGAGAUAAUGUCUAUGCCCAGAUGGUAGAGGAUGCCGAGGGGCUGGAGAAGAUUGAGAAUCUCCAGAGUCAUGACAACAAUGAGAUCUAUGAGAAGUCGGUCAAGAUUCUUGAGACAUAUUGGGUGGAGGAGGAUGAUGAGAUAGUACCUCCAGGUGAUAAUUCUCAACCGGGCUUCGACUUCGGAGGCAAUGGACUACCAGUUCCAUCUGGUGGAUUCAACUUUAAAUGAAGGGAUUUAACAUUGGGGCAAUUGAUAAUCACAUUGGAGCGCUAUUGAAGUCAGAGUUGUGUCUCACAGUCAGAGCAGCUUGGGAUGUCUGGUUGCACUGUCAUAGUCUGGUCUGGUGUCUGUUGUGGUCAAAGGGGUUUUUGAGCACGUCUGUUGGUGCUACAUCGUCCCAAACAAGCAGCCUAUUGACUUGACCUUCAUGCCUUCAUUCAGUGAUUGCGAUGUCGAGUUUUUGAGUGUCUCAAGAGGUUCAUUCGUGAGGGUGGUCGCUUGAAUGCUUUGGCUCAUCUUUGCAAGCCCUUUGUCUUUCUAUUCCGAGUCAGUUUACUAUUGCUAUUCUUUUCUAGAUUUGGUUAGUUUUCGCCUGGUCAUUGCAUCUCUGUCGAACACUUCUGAAAACCUCAUUCCUGAUGUGCUACAGUCUACAAUUACAAUGGCAAAUCCAUGAGUUUUCGUAUUUCA